AUGUCUGUCCUUCAGAUUCACGAUCUACUCAAGCCGGCCGACCUUGCCACAUCACAACAACGGGCUCUAGGCAUCUUGAAUCUGAGGCACAAUGACCCUGGAGAUAUCGAUAUCUCUACUCUCGUUGCCGCUGUAGAUGACGCUCGUGUACAGCAUGACAGCUUCUGGACUAUACUCGCUGCAUCUAAGCAAAGCACAGACGAAUUAAUAUCAACAACUCGCUUCACUGCGUCAGAACAUCUACACACUGCGCAAGAGCUGUCACUCUUGCGCCAUUCGCUCGCAGAUGAACUCUCAACGAUCACAUCCGAGCUUGUUUCAUCCAUGUCAGAUGGGCGGCCUACUCUGCUGGAAGACAUUGAAGUUAUGCAUCGGAAUCUGAAAGAGCUAGAUAGCAUGAAAACGUAUGUGCACGUCAUUGAGCGGGCACUAAGCAUGAGUGAAGCCGCUAUUGCAGAGAUACGGGAUAGCAAUCCUAUCACAGUGUCUGUCUAUCGAUCCUUGCGAACGUUUGUUUCAUCUGUGAACACAACAUGUUCUCAAGUAUCAGAUGUCACUGGCCAGCCCAGCAGCGAUCUGCGUCUCGUCUCGUUUCUGGAGGAGCUUCAAGAUAGAACCUGGUCAGCCAUGAAAAGCACACUAUCAGCUCUCCUUCUCGCUGUCAUGGAACGACUUCAUUGGCCAAUGCCUGUCGACUUUUCGUUAGCCACUGAAGACGACAAAAGAACCUUUUCAAAAGCUUUUUCAAACCUAAUCAAAUUGCAAGUUUUUGGAGAGCAAAUACACUCGUCUCAGGAGUCCUCAGAGAAGGAUGCACUGUACCCCAUCCAGGCCCUUGUUCAACCAGUCUCAUUACGAUUUAAGUAUCAUUUUGAGGGUUCACGGCAGACGAAUAAAUUAGACAAACCCGAAUGGUAUUUUACCCAUAUUUUGAAUGUUUCCCAUGAACAUCGUCCGUUCAUGGAAGAUGUCGUUCAACAACUUCUGUCGGCGACCCAGUAUCGGGACGUCAACGCAUGGGCUGAGUUCACUCAUGCUCUUCUGCCACUUCUUUCACGUCGUUUAAAGCGAACGAUGUCGUCUCUUCUUUCUCAUCCACCAUUGCUUGCACACACGAUAUAUCAGGCAUUGUCGUUCGAUGCAGCACUGAAGGAGGAAGGCUUCUCGCUCGCGGGAACGAUGGUCGGGCGCAACGCCGGUGUAAAGUCAUGGGACGGAAUUAGCGAAGUUGUUCUAGGACGAAAGGAAUGGUUCGACCGGUGGGUAGAAGGCGAGCGAGCAUUCGCCUUGGACCAGUAUCACGAUAUCAUCGGCUCUCCUGAGGCAUGGCUCAUUGCGGACGACGACGCUCACUCUGAAGAGAAUCGUGUCGCUACCCGCGAGCUUCGCCCAACGAAUUCCGCCCGACGACUGAAGGCAUUGGUUGAACAGGUUACUGAUCGCUACACCCCUAUCCCGCAAUUUAGCCAGCGGGCCCGCUUUCUGAUCGAUGUUCAGCUUCCACUUCUCGAAUUGUAUCACGGUAGGAUCGGGUCUUCCUUGGAUGCGUUCGAGACUUUGUCUAGCGCUCUCGUGAGAGCGGUUCCUGGUGCACUCACAAGUGAUGGGAGAGAAAAAGGUCGCCUGACGAGUGGCGUCGAGGGCGUUGUGCGGUUGUGCAAAGCUUUGGUCAGUGCGAAGUGGAUAUCUGCUGCGAUGGUGGGCUGGGGAGAAGACUUAUUUUUCCUGGAGUUAUGGACCGAGAUUAAUCGACGCGCCGCUCUUCGCGUCCGUGCAGAAACGCAUCCUUCUCUGCCUGAUCCAAAAGAUUCUUCAAAUGAGACUCCGGAUGGUACCAUAUUUGAGGAGUUGGUGACUCAAUACGAGAAGCUGGUUGCAAGAGUGGAAGACAUGAUUAUUCAGCAAAUAUGCGGGGAGGUCGAAGGGGCAUUGAAAGCCCAUCUAUUGAAUCAGGGCAUCCCAAACAGUUCUCCGGAUCUUUCUGUAUCCACCAUCGCCAUUUCGCCUGCACUGCUGCCAGCUCUGUCCACUCUCUCCUCACACUUAUCCGUUCUAAGCCGCACUCUGCCGCAUAGCACCACCAUCUCUCUUUACCGCAACAUUGCCACCAAUCUUUCGACACAUAUUCUGCAGAGGAACAUCUUGUAUCGAGGUCACCAUCGGCUUGCACCCGCGGAAGGUAAGAUCCUCCACGGCGAGUGCGAACUUUGGGUGGAGACGUGCAGACAGGCGUUAGGCAGCAUUAGCAUGGGCCCGAGAGGCCGCGUUGAGGCUCCUUGGCGACGACUGCUUGAGGCGGGAAGAGUGGUAGGUGCGGAAGGCGAACGAUGGGAUGCGAUCGUGGCCGCUUCGUUCGGGACUCUGAGUGACGAUGAGUGGGGGGCCCGCAUGACAGAUCUGGUGGAUGAAACAGAGCUGAGUAGGGGCGAAGUUUGUAUGAUUGCAAAGACUCGGACCGACUGCGAUUACUGAUUUGUGUAAGCAAUCCAUUAAUCAGGCCCACUUCCGCUGUGUUUCCGCCUUCUCGUUAUCCAUGUGCCCUCUGGAGUUU
This is a messenger RNA of Heterobasidion irregulare TC 32-1, 2551 nucleotides long. RefSeq lists its product as uncharacterized. Lineage: Eukaryota; Fungi; Basidiomycota; Agaricomycetes; Russulales; Bondarzewiaceae. Gene Ontology annotation, biological process: regulation of ER to Golgi vesicle-mediated transport; retrograde vesicle-mediated transport, Golgi to endoplasmic reticulum; endoplasmic reticulum to Golgi vesicle-mediated transport. The record is from RefSeq and is a predicted model, not a curated record. Gene Ontology annotation, cellular component: Dsl1/NZR complex. Bases 1 to 2472 code for a protein of 823 amino acids. The transcript has 10 exons.